Triplophysa dalaica is the source of this 866-nucleotide messenger RNA. It is a transcript of the gene cdc42l, whose product is annotated as cell division cycle 42, like. The transcript has 6 exons. Gene Ontology annotation, biological process: small GTPase-mediated signal transduction; modification of synaptic structure. The record is from RefSeq and is a predicted model, not a curated record. Gene Ontology annotation, molecular function: GTP binding; GTPase activity. Lineage: Eukaryota; Metazoa; Chordata; Actinopteri; Cypriniformes; Nemacheilidae. Bases 107 to 682 code for a protein of 191 amino acids. Gene Ontology annotation, cellular component: dendritic spine.
GCUGAUUUAACGCUGAUUCUACGACUAGAGGUUUUUCGCUUUCAUCACGUCAGAUUGAUACUCGCAAACCCGGACGUAACCAACGCCUAUUCGCCGGAGAGAAACGAUGCAGACCAUAAAGUGUGUGGUGGUUGGUGAUGGAGCUGUUGGAAAGACCUGCCUCCUCAUCUCCUACACGACCAACAAAUUCCCAUCUGAAUAUGUUCCCACGGUGUUUGAUAACUAUGCCGUAACAGUGAUGAUCGGAGGCGAACCAUAUACAUUGGGGCUUUUUGACACUGCAGGUCAGGAAGACUACGACAGACUUCGGCCUCUCAGCUAUCCGCAGACAGACGUCUUCCUGGUUUGCUUCUCUGUCGUUUCUCCUUCCUCCUUUGAGAACGUGAAAGAGAAGUGGGUACCAGAGAUCUCUCACCACUGUCCACGCACUCCAUUCCUUCUGGUGGGCACUCAAGUCGAUCUGAGGGACGACAGUAACACUGUGGAAAAACUUGCCAAAAACAAGCAGCGCCCCAUAUCGCCCGAAAGUGGGGAGAAGCUGGCCAGAGACCUCAGAGCUGUGAAAUAUGUAGAGUGCUCCGCCCUCACGCAGAGAGGCUUGAAGAAUGUAUUCGACGAGGCGAUACUUGCCGCGCUUGAACCUCCCGAGACGAAACCGAAGAAACGCUGCAUCCUCUUGUAGGAAGAUCAGUAGCGAGUGAUACCCCCUCACUUCAACAUGAGGGGGUGGAGGAAACAAAAUGUUCUGGUGGGGUUUUAAGAUUGGUAGGGUUUGGCUUUGGAAUAGAGAGUUUAAUUGGAAAAAAUAAUGGGAACAAAAUGGCGAAAAAUGAACUAGAGAUAUUGGGCAAAGAAAUGGUAUUGUA